Molecule: messenger RNA, 2308 nt
Organism: Polyodon spathula (Mississippi paddlefish)
Lineage: Eukaryota; Metazoa; Chordata; Actinopteri; Acipenseriformes; Polyodontidae
Product: kelch domain-containing protein 10-like
Exons: 10
Coding region: 136-1401 (421 amino acids)
Biological process (GO): positive regulation of stress-activated MAPK cascade
Molecular function (GO): protein binding
Source: RefSeq, a predicted model, not a curated record
UUCGGCGAGGUGGGCAGGAUUGUUGUGUUUGGGGAGAAACAACGAAAAAUAAAUAAAACCUAGCACACAAAGAUUUUACUAAGUAUUUAUUUUUUUCAUUUUAUUGUUAAUUUAUUAAAUUUACUUUCGGAAGACAUGUCAGUAGCUGCAGGAGGCGGUGAAAAUACGAACUUUUUGGAUCUGCUGAAUAAGUUUGAGAAACUGUCAGGGAGGCCUUCUCUGAGAGCAGCAGGCUCUAAGAAGAGAGUACGGUGGCUGCCGGCUAGGAGAAACUUCAGUCAACCAUGCCCAAGCCUCAGGAUCCCUAACAGGUUUUUAAGAGAAGGUAACCGCCUGCCCCCUGCUCGGAGCGGACACCGCUGUGUUGCAGACAAUGCUAAUCUGUAUGUGUUUGGAGGGUACAAUCCUGAUUUUGAUGAGUCGGGAGGAUCUGAAAAUGAAGACUACCCCUUGUUUAGGGAGCUCUGGAGGUAUCACUUUGCAACUGGAACAUGGCAGCAAAUGAGAACAGAAGGGUACAUGCCCAGAGAGUUAGCGUCCAUGUCGGCUGUUUUACAUGGAAACAACUUGCUGGUGUUUGGUGGCACUGGAAUUCCAUUUGGUGAGAGCAAUGGAAAUGAUGUCCAUGUUUGUAAUGUUAAAUACAAACGUUGGUCUCUACUCAGUUGUCGUGGAAAGAAACCUAACCGAAUUUAUGGACAGGCAAUGGCAAUUAUAAAUGGCUACUUGUAUGUAUUUGGAGGAACAACAGGUUAUAUUUACAGCACAGAUCUUCACAGAUUAGACUUGACCACACGUGAAUGGAUUCAUCUUAAACCAAACAACCCCCCAGAUGACCUACCUGAGGAAAGGUACAGACAUGAAAUUACACAUGAUGGACAGAAGAUAUACAUCCUUGGAGGGGGAACAUCGUGGACAUCUUAUCCUUUGGAUAAGGUACAUGCCUACAAUUUAGAAACCAAUUCAUGGGAAGAAAUAACAACUAAGCCGCACGACAAAAUAGGAUUUCCUGCAGCAAGGAGAUGUCACAGCUGUGUACAGAUAGGAAGUGAUGUGUAUAUAUGUGGAGGCUAUAAUGGAGAAUUGAUACUAGGAGAUCUUUGGAAAAUGAAUUUACAAACAUUCCAGUGGACAAAACUACCAGCAGUCAUGCCAGAGCCUGCUUAUUUUCACUGUGCAGCUGUAACCCCAGCUGGCUGUAUGUAUGUCCAUGGCGGAGUGGUAAAUAUUCAUGAAAACAGGAGGACUGGCUCCCUGUUUAAGAUCUGGCUGGUAGUACCCAGCUUGUUGGAACUGUGUUGGGAGAAACUUCUGAAGUCUUUUCCCCAGCUAGCACAGCUCUCUACAACACAGCUCAUAAACCUUGGCCUCACACAGGAACUCGUAGAGAGAUUGAAAUAAGUUUUGGGAGUGUCUUCAGAAAUAAGCUAUACAUGUACAGCAAGGACAGACUAUGGGCACCAUGCUGGAAAAAGCUCUUUCAAAGAAUUACUUUCCAAGCCUUAAUAAAUGAAAACAUUGGAUGCCUUUUUUCGUUUGCACUUUUUUUUAAAUCAAUUUAAUUUUUUUUAGCAAGUGGAAUGUACCUAGUUUGUUAAAUCAAUUGACAACCUCGCCUCUUUUUGUAGUAUGUUCAAGUCCAUGAAAGCUGCUUGUGUUAUCCUUGGUGCAUACCUACAGGAUGACCUCUGAAGACUGGUAGUCCUUUAGGUAGGGCGUUUUGAUCUAGUAUAGUAGGACUCGUACUAAACAUUCAUUUUCCUUCUGUUUUUACUUAGCUGUGAAUUAAGGAGACCAAUGCAGAAGUAGUUUGCUCUUGAUCUAUGCCUGCUUAACACCAGACCUAUGAUUUGCUGAUUAAUUACCUGUGAACUGGUAGGAAACCAUGAUUUUAUACCUGCAGCUUCCUGUCUUCCAUGUUACAAUGAAAUCUUCAAUUCAAGUUUCAAGAUGUGUGGUUGGUUCUGCCAUUUAACUUCAGUUGGAAAAUUAUACAGAUACUAAAAAGGGUGCCCCAUUCGUACACUUGGUGUUAAGAAAAUUACACAAACUUAAAUUUCUUCAUUCGGCAAAGAUUUGGAGAAACUGUCGCAAGCUUUUUAUUUCCACACAUCUUUCUAAAUUUUGUAAAAAAAAAUUAGAUUUUAAGCAAACUGCUGGUGUCUAUGGGGAAUGUUUUUAGAUUUAAUUUAGAAUUUGCAGAUUAAAGGGCAUGCAUGUUUGGCUGGUACUUUUCAGUACACACAUUCAGUAGAGACAAGUUAUUGAUGAAUUUGUAUAUGCUCUAAAAUUGGGGGGGGGGGGGGGG